UCUCUCAGUGUAUCAACGUUUUUUGUCAACAUAUGGCUUAUAGGUUAAAGCAUGUACGUUAUGUUUUGAUUUGAUUGUUUUCAAGUCACGAUAGGUUUAGUUAGUGCGGUUGAAGAUUAUUAACUUUUGUAGUGAAACUGUCAAAAGUGUAGAUAUAUCAACAUAAAGAGCCAACAUGGAAAAAGAGGAGGUCCAAGAAUUCUUUACAAACAUAUUGAAGAAUGAUAAAGAAGUUUCUGCAGGUAUUGCUGCAAUCAGAACUUUGUUGGAAUUUUUAGAACAUGACAGAGCUGAAACAAUUCAGGAAUUAGCGGAUAACUUAAAGGUGGCGAUUGAUGUGAUGACAAAGACUGACUACCCCACAACAGCUGUGGUUUCUGGCUCAGAACUGUUCCAGAGAUUCAUCACACUGGCAGUUUUGGACAAUCAGACCGUUGCUAAAUCCAAACAGAUCAUGUUGCACAGAGGGACACUUUUCUUUAACAAGCUGAUGGCAGCUCGUGGUAAAGUUGCCAAAGAAGCGGCUGACUUUAUUUCUGACAAAAGUCGCAUUUUAUGCCAUUCCAGGUCAAGAGUCGUAUUAGAAACUAUGAAAAAAGCAAAGGCCUCAAACGUAAGAUUUGAAGUUUUUGUCACAAGCUCUUUUCCGGACUGCAGUGGAGAAGAAAUGGCUAAAGACUUAAAUGAAGCUGGCAUUCCGUGCACUGUCAUAUUGGACUCUGCCAUGGGUUAUGUGAUGGAACAAGUUGAUAUGGUGAUGGUGGGAGCAGAGGGUGUAGCGGAGAGUGGAGGAAUCAUCAAUAAGAUUGGAAGCUACACAAUGGCAAUCUGUGCGAAGGCACUCAACAAACCCUUCUAUGUUUUGGUAGAAAGCUUCAAGUUUGCAAGAGUUUACCCAUUGAAUCAACGAGACUUACCAAAUAAGUUUAAGUACAAAGCGAGUAUGCUGGAUAAAGACUUGAGCAAAGAACAUCCCCUAGUAGACUACACUCCACCUGCAUACAUCACCUUGCUGUUCACCGACCUGGGCACAUUAACUCCUUCUGCUGUUAGUGAUGAACUCAUCAAACUGUAUUUGUAACUCUUCUUUUACACCUAUUCUGCAUCACUGUGCAAUGUUGGGUUUUUAAAAUAAAUGAAAAAUAUUUUAAAGUAUUUUAAAAAUUCCUUAAAAUAUGCCAUGCAUAUUUGUGCUGUGCCUUUUCUUUCAUACUAUAUGUUGUACAUAAUCUUGUGUUUUUGGCUGCAGUUGUUGAUUGCAGCACAUACAUUGGCUUUUGAUUGGGGAAUGUAAAAUAUUUCAGGAUGACAAUUUUAUAAACAUGUUGUUUAAAAAAAUACUAAGUCAUUCAUUGAUUUAAAUUGAUAGACAUUACAAUUUUUAAAAACCAAGUGAUUUCAACUAAGUCAUCCAUUUAGUGUAAGUUAAUGGACUUUGUAUCAAGUUCUGUAAAUAAAGUUUUUAUUUUCA
Messenger RNA from Homalodisca vitripennis (glassy-winged sharpshooter), 1471 nucleotides. It is a transcript of the gene eIF2Balpha, whose product is annotated as translation initiation factor eIF-2B subunit alpha. Gene Ontology annotation, molecular function: guanyl-nucleotide exchange factor activity; translation initiation factor activity. Gene Ontology annotation, biological process: translational initiation. The transcript has 8 exons. Gene Ontology annotation, cellular component: eukaryotic translation initiation factor 2B complex. The coding region runs from base 176 to 1081 and encodes 301 amino acids. The record is from RefSeq and is a predicted model, not a curated record. NCBI's taxonomy places the organism in Eukaryota, Metazoa, Arthropoda, Insecta, Hemiptera, Cicadellidae.